AUGGGAGGCGGCCUGAGAACGGAGGCCAACACCCAGAUCUUCCACGUGCGGGUGCGAGCGGUGGAUGGAGGCACGCCGUCCCUGUGGUCCACGGCGCCAGUCACGAUCAAGGUGGUGUCUCGGGGAGCUGCCUACUCUGUGGCCCAACACUUUGGCAGCCUGCCAUCCUGGAGAACACCACAGAGAACACGGAGGUGGUGGUGCUGUGUGAGAUCGAACCUCGCGGACUCUCCCAGUGUUUACUUCACUCUCGUGAACGGCGACACGCCGGACACCAACUCCGAGGGCACAUUUGCCAUCAGAAGACGGCUGCCUGACCAGCAAAGCUCUGUCUGCGGGGACAGCGCCGGCGUCACCGUCUUCGUGGCCACGCGAACCCUCGACUACGAGUUCGUCCAGCUUUACAAACUCAACCUGCAGAUUGUGAACGAGCGCAACGCCCGCCUGGAGCAGCAGGUCUUGGUCACCAUUGUGGACGUGAACGACAACGCGCUGCUGCAGCCCUUCGACGGCACGGUGCUGGAGAACACGGACAGCACGCUCAUCACCACCAUCCAGGCCGUGGACAAGGACGCCUCCCCAGAGUACAGGAAGCUCACGUACUCGUUCGACGCCACGGCCUCCCACGACGUGAUCACCAAGUUCACCCUCAAGACCAACGGGGAGCUGUGGACGACGGGACCGCUGGACCGGGAGGAGGUGAGCCAGUACCGCGUGCCCAUCCAGGUGACCGACGGCGUGCCAGAUCACGAGCGCAUGACCACCUACUGGAUCACGGUGCAGGACCUCAACGACGUGGCGCCCCAGUUCGACCUCUCGCAGGGGGUGUACGAGGUACAGCUGCCCGAGAACAGGGAAGCCGGCAAGCCCACGGGGAUACGCCUGGCCGUAGAUGACCAGGACAUAGGUGAGGCACCAACUAACGGUUAGGAAGUGUGAAGUUCAGGGGCAGUUGUAAGGGCAGGGUGAUACGAAGAGUGAGACAUCUACAAACUAAAAAGAAAUGGGAGAG
Messenger RNA from Eriocheir sinensis (Chinese mitten crab), 1012 nucleotides. Its product is annotated as protocadherin beta-18-like. Gene Ontology annotation, cellular component: membrane. Gene Ontology annotation, biological process: homophilic cell-cell adhesion. The record is from RefSeq and is a predicted model, not a curated record. The transcript is spliced from 7 exons. Lineage: Eukaryota; Metazoa; Arthropoda; Malacostraca; Decapoda; Varunidae. The coding region runs from base 1 to 930 and encodes 309 amino acids. Gene Ontology annotation, molecular function: calcium ion binding.